AUGAUCAGUUUAUGGAAUAGCACUUUUGCGAAUGAACCAGCCAAUGUGACGAAAACAUUUACAUCUAGCCAAGCACUCUUUGCUAAUCCUGAACGAGGUUGGAUUACACAUCGAUUUUCGAAUGAUCUUUAUGGAGUUAAUAGUCUGCGCGAAAGUGCUGAAAAAGUAUCAUUAGUUCUGAUUAAAAUUGACAUAUCAGUUUACAAGAAUAGUUUACAUAUUGGACAGAGUAAACUCAAUGAAAUUCGUUCAGCACUCAAUACUUGUCGUCAACAAGGUUUAAAAGUUAUCAUGCGUUCAGCUUAUUCUUGGGAUUCAGUUCUUGCUCCAGAGCCAAAAAACAUUGAAACUGUUAAAACCCAUAUUAUGGAUAUGAAACCAAUUUAUUAUCAAUAUGAAGAUAUUAUCGUUGCUGUCGAAAUGGGUAUGUUUGGGCCAUGGGGUGAAAUGCAUUCAUCAUAUUUUAGCACUACUAACACACAAUUCUAUUAUCCCAUUAAAACUGCUGCACUUCAACAAGUUCAUACCACGUACAUGUCAGCAUUGCCAAAUACUCGCUCAGUCCUUCUUCGUACACCAUAUUAUAUUCGUCAAAUCUUCAAUAGUAGUACACCUCUUUCAUCUGCUGAAGCUUAUAGCGGCACUUCGAAAGCACGAACUGGUUAUCACAAUGAUGCUUACCUUGCCAGUAAUGAUGAUGCAGGCACUUUUUCUUAUGGAUGGUCACGAGCUCAAGAACUUGCUUAUA
This is a messenger RNA of Rotaria sp. Silwood1, 748 nucleotides long. NCBI's taxonomy places the organism in Eukaryota, Metazoa, Rotifera, Eurotatoria, Philodinida, Philodinidae. The record is from the annotation of a GenBank genome assembly.